Molecule: messenger RNA, 5115 nt
Organism: Paramuricea clavata
Lineage: Eukaryota; Metazoa; Cnidaria; Anthozoa; Malacalcyonacea; Plexauridae
Source: the annotation of a GenBank genome assembly
AUGCCUGACGGGAAGCCAAAGAAAGAAAACAUUUUAAACGAACAGGAUAUGUCGGAAAUGGUGCAAAUAAAGGCUCAAAUUAAGAACCUUCCUGAAGACAACCCGAAGGCAUGCGAAGGCCUCAUUCGAGAAUUGUACAAAAACAUUUCGGAAAUUCGCAAGGAAAGUGUGAAAAGACAGCUUCAUUCCGACCUUAAAGCUGUAUCUUGUCGUGGUAUAAAUAGCGAGUUGGGGGAAAUGCUACAAGAAAAUGGCUUGAACAUGGAAGGACUCCAUCUUGUGCUGAAAUAUUUGACCACAAAAGAGGAGCUCGCUCAAUAUUUUUUCACUCAUCCUAAAGGUGAUGUUGAAAAAGAUGGACUGGAUGCUGUAAGAAGACGACUAGGUCCAAAACUUGAGGUUCUUGGUGGAUUGAGUGCUAAAGGCAUUGAUGUGACAAAAAACUGGGCCCAAAAUCUUGUUAAAGAUGCCCCAUCGCUGCAAUCACUUUCCAGAAUCUCAGUUGGUGAAUUGGAGGUAAUGACAGUUUAAUUAGAUGUUACUUGUGAAAAUACAGGUGACUAAUUUUUGCAUGGUUGCGCAGAAUAAUCUUAAACCACAAAACUUUAAAUACAGCAAUGUGUUUUUUCCUAAUCCGUAUCCGAGUUCACAAGAAAUUCUGAUUCUUGAAAUAUUUGCAAGUCACAUUAUGCCUUUUCUCCUAGUACUUUGUCGAAAUUUUUUAACAUUUUCUAAUAUCAGAAUUUGUUUCGUCCAGCAUGUAUUUAUGCUAAAGAAUUUUUCAAAUUCCAAGUCAGGACUUUAUACUUGAAUAUUAAAAAAUUAUUUUCGUCAUUUAAUGAUCACUUAAUGACAAAUGUUAUCAAUACUGCAGUCUCUGCUGCAACCGUAUUGUACUGCGGUGAUAAGGAAAAUAAUUGGUUGAUUGCGAAGGGAUUUAUGCUAAAGAAUUUUUCAAAUUCCAACUCAGGACUUUAUUCUUGAAUAUUAAAAAAAUAUUUCCGUCAUUUAAUGAUCACUUAAUGACAAAUGUUAUCAUGAUCAAUACUGCAAUCUCUGUUGGAACCGUAUUGUGCUGCGGUAAUAAGGAAAAUAAUUGGUUGAUUGCGAAGGGAUUGGCGGCAAAGCGAUUAUAAAUAACACGAUCGAGAUUGGGCAUCGUAAUCUUAGUACGGUUAAAGAAAGGGAACGCGGCUGUUGGGGGGUCGGCAAAAAGAGAAAAUCCUAAAAAAAGAGCAAGUUUGAGCCAAAAAAUCUAAAUUCUUGUUUAUGGCAGUUAUAAGUAGUCCCGUUUUGAUAUUUACCAAGCAUUUUGUCUAUAACACAUUUUUGAAAGCGCAUAAGUCGUGGCCCUAUUAAGGUGGGGGCCCGGGGAACGGCUCCUUGAAAAACAGGUGCCUAUGCGUGCUAUGAAGGACUACCGUUUUUAAAUAUUUUUAAAUAAUAAUAACAAUAAUAAUAAUAAUAAAUUCAAAUAAGUUGCAAAAACUAUUACUGAUUAGUCUGCAAAGAAGGCAAUUACACUUAAUUUUUCAGGCACACCCAAAUUAAACACCUACUUUGUAGGCUAAUUACUGAUCAGCUCCCCAUCCUAUAGCUAUUAUCAAAAGCAGCGUUAUUUAGUUCAAACAUACUUUCUGUGCCGAUAGUCCUGCAAUAUCGUAUUAGCUAUCUCUACAUAAUGAUGCAAAUAUUUAGCUAAUACUAAUCUAUUAUCAACCAUUUAUAAUCUUAUAAGAUUGCUCGAUUGCUGCUUGCUCGAUAUAAUCUUAUUACCUGCUUGAGCAAGCUGCAGCAAGUAGGCUCCACUGAUUUUACAAAACUUCAACGUCUUUAACGUUACAAAGACAACGUGCUUUGGGUAUUCAGCAUUAUUUUUCACCCGGCUCGGUUUCCUUUGUUCUUAUCGGGGAAUAUAUUCAAUAUUCCCCUCUAAUCAAUUUCCGUUGUAUUCAGCAUUAUUUUUCACCCGGCUCGGUUUCCUUUGUUCUUAUCGGGGAAUAUAUUAAAAUAUUCCCCUCUAAUCAAUUUCCGUUUAAUAAUCCCCUCUAAUAUUCCCCUGCAAUUUAAUAAUCCCCUCUAAUAUUCACCUGCAAUGUCUUUGCAGUCUUUGCAGCACAAAAAAUGAGAAAAAAACAACAUAACGAAGGCAAUAUGGCAUUAAGAAUUAUUUCUAUUCUGACUCAUUAACGCGCAGUGGCGUGCUGGCAGGGGGGGCAGGGGGGCCCGGGGGGCCAUGGCCCCCCCUGCGAAACUUUUUUAGGGGGCGCCAAAGCAUAAAUGGGGCGCCGAAAUUGCACAAAAUCACCGAAAGCACAGUAGCAGACACGAAAGCUUAAAGCGCCAGUCCGAAUUGUAAUUUUUUAGAUCCCAUUGGCCAAGGUUUGUUUCAAUUGUUUACGUUUGAAAUUUCAACCUUUAAUUUUCCCAAUGAAUAAACCACGUUUUGACAGGUCACGCCCCCUAAGGCGUGGGAAACGAUUUAUACAAUAAUUGGAUUAGUAUUAAUAGUGCGGAAGAAACGGUUUGAAAAUUGUAACCGUAUUAACUAAUGCGCACGCUUUACGGCAGCUCGAAAUUGAUUGUCAUUGUCAUUGUUAAAGGAUGCAAUUGUGAUUAUUUGUGAAUGUGAAAUCAGAGAUGUGAAGUGAUUUGGCUUGAGAUUGACGAUUGUUGGUAAGCGUUGUAAUUACUUUUUACUCAGACAAUUAUUCAUGAGCAAGACACAAAGGAAAUCGCGUUAAACGUUCUCAUUCAUACGGUGCAAGUGAACGGACCUUUCCAGAUACACCUAGUCUCCUUCGCAGCCGCUCUCCCCCCCACGAGCGGCUGCUCACUCGAGCACAACAUUCCAUUCCCUUAAAACAACCAAUCACAGCAAUGCUUCUAAAUUUUGGAAACAUGACCUUGGACUUGUUGUAUUCCGCGGGAACAACAUGGCGGAAUUGGAACGAGUGUUUAAAGUGCUGAGCGAUAAGUUUAAAUUUGAUUAUUUAAACGUGCAUCAGAAAAAUGCAAUUACUUCUAUUGUUAAGAAAAAAGAGGACAUAUUCGUUAGUUUGCCUACUGGGUAUGGUAAAUCAGUUAUUUACCAAGCUUUACCGUUUGCAUUUGAUGAACUAUCUCGUAAUACAGGACACAUUGUCGUCGUGAUUUCGCCUCUUCUUACACUUAUAGAAGAUCAGAUCCAAAAUUUGCGGAUGGUCGGAAUAACAGCUGUAAGUCUUAGCCAUAUUACAACGAAUGAAGAAAUGCAGCAAGUGGAAAUGGGUUCGUUUGCUAUUGUAUAUGCGACUCCAGAAGGUCUUCUAAAAAGCGAACGAUGGCGACACAUGUUGUCGAAUAAAGUAUAUAGAGAAAAACUUUGUGCAAUUGCUGUUGAUGAGGCCCAUGUGAUAAAGCAAUGGUGAGCACUUUCAAUACCUUAUACGAAAAUCAGAAAAAUGAAAUCAUUCAAAUUAGUACAUUAAAUUUAACUGUUCAAUACCUUAUACGAAAAUCAGAAAAAUGAAAUCAUUCAAAUUAGUACAUUAAAUUUAAAUUAUUAAUUUUAUUAGUAGCACUGAAUUAUUUUAUUCAAAUUCCACUACUAAUAUUGAAUUUAUAUUAGAAUGCUGUGUUAUCAAUAACAAUAUUUGUUUAUCAUUUCUAUAAAGGGGUACUUCAACUACUUCCAAAUUGGCUCCAUUUAGAGAAUGCUAUGGUCGUCUACAUGAACUUCGAUCCCUUGUUAAUACCUCAGUCAACUUUAUUUGUGUAACUGCCACAGCUACAAAGGAUACCAAGGAUGUCAUUGUUGAUCUGUUAGGUAUGAAGAAACCACAUGAAAUAUCAGAGAGCCCUGAGAAACCAAAUAUGACCUAUGUCGUGAAACAAAUUCCUCGGGAUGCUGAUAUAAAGCAAUACUUUACUUGGCUUGUCAUGGAAGCACAAGAUAAUGGACUGAAAAUGGAACGAACAAUUAUUUAUUGUCAAACAAUACAUCAAUGUAGUGUUGUGUAUGCAACAAUAAAGCAAAUGUUGGGAACCAGAUUGUAUGUUGACAAGGUUGGAGAUAGGAAAAAUGUUAUUUUGGAAAUGCUUCAUUCAUGCUCCCCAUCUUGUAACAAAGAAGCUGUAUUAAAGUCAUUUAGAGAAGCAAAUGGUGCAAUACGUAUUUUAGUGGCUACUAUUGCUUUUGGGAUGGGAGUGGAUUGCAAAGGAGUGCACAGAACGGUCCACUUUGGGCCAUCAAAAAAUAUUGAAGCAUUUAUUCAGGAGACUGGUAGGGCAGGUAGAGAUGGGGUCCAAAGUUUAUCUUACUUAUUAUAUCAUGGUUUACUCCUAACUCAUGUUUGUCAAGACAUUAAAGAAUAUGUAAAACUCAAAGACUGUAGAAGAAGAUGUUUACUGAAACAUUUUUCUUAUGAUGAAACUGCAACACCUGUCAUACCUCAUAUGUGCUGUGAUAAUUGUGCUCAAGCAUGCAAAUGUGGAUUGCCUGAUUGUGGAAAAUACCUGAUAACAUAUUCAUCAGUAUUGCCUUCUCAUGAUUCACCAGGUACUGAACGAAAUGUGACCAUGGAGCAAAAAACAGAGCUGUUAAAACUGUUAACUAAUUAUCACAAAUCGUUGGUUAUGAAAUUUUUGUCUGAACAUGCACAAGGACAUGUAAAAACAUUGACAAAUCUUCCUCUUCUAAUUGGAUUUUCAGAUGUGCAAAUUUCACAAGUGGUAGAUAAUUGCAAUAAACUUUUUACUAUGGAUGAUGUUUAUAAACGUAUUGAAAUUUGGCAUUCGAGACAUGCAAAAAUGAUACUUACAUUUGUCAAAUCAGUAUUUAUGGAUAUUCUUGAGCCAAGUGAAGUACAGACAGCAAACUUUGAUAUGGAAACAUAUGAUGAUUCAGAUGAUGAAUUAGACUUCUCACUUAACACUGAAUGGGAUGCCAUAAUUAAGGAUGAUGAUUUUAUAGACCUCUUAUGUGAAAGCUUUGAAGUAGAAGAAUUGUCAGGAUAUUGUAGUGAUGCUAGCAGCAUAUCUUCUGAACAUUCAAAUAAUGAUAUUCCUGAUGCCGUAUUGGAAUUACUAGAAAAUGAAGUUUUAAUGACUGAUAACAGACCCAAGAGUGUUUGA